AUGGAAGUGGACGAGGUUGAUGACGUGGCCAAUGCUACCACAAAUACGGCAAGCAGCUCACAAGUCCAUGAAGCGGAACCCGAUGCAGAGCCAAAGGAGCCUCCAGCACCACCUGCUAAAUCAGACGAUGGCAACGGCUCGCCGACUGCUACUGAGAGAAACGAGACGGACGCAACCCAGCAUACCCCAGAAAGUGAUGUUCUCAAGACAGAUGAGUCCAGCGUACCGGCUGCAGACGGAGGCAAGGAAAGCCUUGUCGAGGUAUCGAACGAAGAAGGGUCAAGAGAGGAGCAAAGCCCGGCUGACGAGGCAGCGGCAGACGCGAUCGCUGACGAAACGAAAGACAAGGACCAGGAACUAGAGGAAGUUGCCAGCCAACCAACACAGGAUGCAUAUAUUAUGGAAGUGGAGGUAGACGCUGCAACCGAAGCCAAUGAGGCGCCAACGGACGGCGUCUCUCUUACAGUACCAGACGCUCAAAGUGCCUCAACGGCCGACGCUGCACCAAAAGACACCCGCGUCAACGACAGGCGAUCGGCUGUGGAGAACGCCCCGAGCUUGCCAGAGGAGUCGAAAGCGGAGCAAGAUGCACACGAGAAGCAUGUUGAGCAAGUAGAGGGCAUACCGGGAGACCAUGAGCGAAGCAUCUCCGCGGGGACGGAGACAGAACAGUUGAAGGUGCUCGAAGAGUCGAUGGCAUCGGAGACUUUGUAG
Sporothrix brasiliensis 5110 is the source of this 714-nucleotide messenger RNA. RefSeq lists its product as uncharacterized. NCBI's taxonomy places the organism in Eukaryota, Fungi, Ascomycota, Sordariomycetes, Ophiostomatales, Ophiostomataceae. The coding region runs from base 1 to 714 and encodes 237 amino acids. The record is from RefSeq and is a predicted model, not a curated record. The transcript has a single exon.